UUAACAAUGUUUCUUUAUAUAUCUUCUAUUACAUUGUGUUUAAGUUGUGGUGGUGUUUAUAGUGUCAAUUACACAUCUGGUAAAGCGGACAAGGCAGUUUUAGAGGAAUGUAAGAAUUUCAUCCCACACCUGAGUACAAAGCAACACAAGGGGGACAGGGGUCGUAUCGGAGUGUUUGGAGGUUCUGAAGAGUACACAGGUCCACCCUACUUUGGUGCGAUGGCAUCGCUUCGGACAGGAACUGACAUGGUCUACUUGUUUUGCGCUUCACCCGCAGCCAUCCCAAUAAAAUCAUAUGGCCCUGAACUCAUGGUACUUCCCUGCCUAGACUCGAAGCAUGCGUUCAGCAAAAUCAAGCCGUGGUUGGAACGUAUACAUGGUGUAUUAAUCGGGCCUGGCCUGGGGAGAAACGAAACUGUCGUAAAAAAUAUAGUGAAGAUGAUAGGCUUUUUGAAAGAAGACGUUAACAGUGCAAUACCGAUGGUUUUUGACGCGGACGCGUUUUACAUAAUGUACUCCAACCCGGAAUUGCUACAGGAAUAUCCCAAACAAGUAUAUCUCACGCCAAAUUAUGAAGAGUUUCGACAGCUAGUGUCAGUGGUUUUAGGCAUAAGCCAGAACAGUGUUAAUCCUCACGAACAUUUGAAGGCUCUGGCUGAAAAGUUGGGCCCCAAAGUGACAAUCGUACUGAAAGGCAAGGUGGACAAAAUAGCGCAAGGAGACAGUGUGGUGACGAGCAACAAGAUGACAGGGUCUCCAAGGAGGUGUGGGGGGCAGGGGGACAUGCUGGCAGGUUGUCUGGCAGCGCUGGCAGUGUGGCAGGAUAUGGCAGAGACAUGGAGACCUCAAGUACAUCUGACACAGGAGCAGAUAGUGGGCUACGCAGCCAGUGCCUUGCUCAAACUAGCCAAUGAGAUGGCCUACAAGGAGAAAGGUCGUAGUCUCAUUGCCUCUGAUAUCCUAUCCAAACUGCAUCCAGCUUUUGACAUUCUCUUUGACGAGUUAUAGACAUUGAUUACUAUGAGAGGAAGCCUUUCAAAGAAAUUCUAACUGAUGAGUGUGAUGUGUCUAAGAUGAAUGUGACAACCAGGAAGCAAGGUCGUAAUUGUACAUACUUUUUUAAUAACAUAA
Molecule: messenger RNA, 1131 nt
Organism: Macrosteles quadrilineatus (aster leafhopper)
Lineage: Eukaryota; Metazoa; Arthropoda; Insecta; Hemiptera; Cicadellidae
Product: ATP-dependent (S)-NAD(P)H-hydrate dehydratase-like
Exons: 1
Coding region: 7-1008 (333 amino acids)
Biological process (GO): metabolite repair
Molecular function (GO): ATP-dependent NAD(P)H-hydrate dehydratase activity
Source: RefSeq, a predicted model, not a curated record